Fonticula alba is the source of this 2982-nucleotide messenger RNA. RefSeq lists its product as hypothetical. Gene Ontology annotation, cellular component: mitochondrion. Bases 1 to 2982 code for a protein of 993 amino acids. The transcript has 3 exons. NCBI's taxonomy places the organism in Eukaryota, Rotosphaerida, Fonticulaceae. The record is from RefSeq and is a predicted model, not a curated record. Gene Ontology annotation, molecular function: proline dehydrogenase activity; FAD binding.
AUGCACCUCAUGGGCGGGGAUCCGCCCAUUGCGGGCGAGCAGCGUGCCUCCUCUCCCUGCCAGGCGCUGCUUGCACAGUCACGAAGCAUGCACGCUGCGUUCCUCUGCCGCGCCGCUAUCCCCGCCUCGCAUGCGCGCCCGGCCGCCGGGCCCGCGCGCCGUCUCUUUUCCGGGCUCCCCCCGCCGAACCGGCCGGCUCCCAUGAGUGUCCUGCGCCCAGCCGCCAUGGCCAUGGCCGGUGACCGCUGGUCGGAUUCCAGCACCUGCCCUGCCCGCCAUGUGGCGACCAUUGCUCCCCCCCCAAGCCUGGCUCGGCUUGGACUUCGGCACUUCCACCGCACGGCCGUCCCCCUGGCCCCGGGGCUGCCCGGGACCCCGGCCGCGGCCGCGGCCGCGACUUCUUCCACCCCAACCGCCGGCUCCGGGCCUCGAUCCCUCUCUCCGGCCAGCCCGGCAACCGGGCCCUCCUCGCAGGCGGCCGGCUCGCUGGAGGAGGAGCUCCUCCGACUGAGCCAGCGCUCCGGGCUGGACUUCAACAGCCCGCGGGUGGCCUUCGCCAGCAAGACCGACCUGGAGGUCCUGCGCGGGUUCACCGUAUACCGGCUGUCCUCGAUCGGGUGGCUGGUGCGCGUGUCGGAUCGGCUGCUGCGGCUCUCCUACCGGGUCCUGGGUGCCGGGCUGACGGAGGCCCUCCUGCGGUUGACCUUCUUCGGACAGUUUUGCGCGGGCGUCGACGCGGCCGAAACCGAGACCGUCAUUCGGCGCCUGCGUGCCGCCGGUGUCGGGGCCAUUCUCGACUAUGCGGCCGAGGCGGAUGCCGAGGCUUCGGCCGCCGUGGCCAAGGGGGCCGGCGCGGCUGGCAGCGCCAGCAUCCCCGGCGACUUUGCCCCGCACCCGGAUGAGGCGGGCUUCGAUGCGGAUGUGCAAAACUUCCUGGCUUGCAUUGCGUCGGCGGCCGAGAUGCAACGGUCCUCGGGCUCUUCGUGCUCCUUCACCGCGGUCAAGAUGACGGCCAUGGCCCGGCCGGAUAUCCUGCGCUCGGCGUCCGACACCCUGGUGGCCGUGCAGCGGGCCUACUCGCGGCUGGUGUUCCUGGCCCUGGGGGCCUAUCCAGGGGAGCUGGAGCUUGUGUCGCCGCCUGGCAUGGUGACCACCGAUGGCGGUGGCCAAGUUUCGGCCCUGGGCCCGGCCCCGGUGGCGGCCGGCGUGGCCGGCGGCUUCACCACCAGCAGCCCCCCUCGGACCCCGGUCACGGCCGAAGACUGGGCCCAGAUGACCGGCACGGCGCACCUGCCGUCCGAGUGGCUGGACCGGCGUCUGCCACGGGCCGCCGUCCGGGCUGGCUGGGUGGCCGGCAUGUGUCGCUGUGGCUCGGCCGUGCGUGGUGAUGUGGCCGGCUGCACAUGCCUGACGGCGGCCGAUGUGGCGGCCGCUGUCACCCAGGCCGAUCGGGUGUUCGAUGCGGUGUACGCGGCCAGCGGUUUGGCCGAUGUGGCCACCGCGCCAGGGGCCCCGCCGGCCGAGGAGGCCAUCGACCAGCUGGCCUGGGUGGACUACUUCGACGUCAGUGCCUCCAAGCUGGCCAUGCUGUCGGAUCUCUAUGCCAACCUGCUGCCGCCGGGUGACGGGGCCGACCAGGCGGCCCCUGGCGGCGGGGGGCCCCUGCUCCCGGGGUUGGACAUCUUUUCGGUGGCCGAGCUGGCCCGGGCCGAUGCGCGCCUGCACACCGUGGCGGCGGCGGCUCGCGCGGCGCGCGUCCGUCUCCUGGUGGAUGCCGAGCAGACCUACCUGCAGCCGGCCAUCGACCGGUCGGUGCGCAUUGCCCAGCGUGCCUUCAAUGGGUGGCUCCCGGCGCCGGAGGCAUCCGGCGACUUCCUGCCGGCCCAAUCGCUGGAUGUCACCCGGCAGCCAUUCAAUUCGUACUUCUCGCUGUCGAGCACGGUGAGCCUCGAGCCGGUGCCGGAUGCCACCCCCCCGGGGCGUCCGCUGCCCAGUGAGUCGGUCACUCCGGGGGCUUCGCUAUCUGGCCGGUACAAUGAGGAAGCCCUGAGUCGGGCGGAUUUGGAGCCGCGCGCCGACACCGAGGACCAUCUGGCCGCGACGGCGGUGGCCCCGAUGGUGGCCUCGGCCGGUGGAGCCGUCGACCCGGGGCUGGAUCUGGCCCGGGCGGAUGCUCCCUUUGCCACGGUCUUCAAUACGUACCAAUGCUACCUGACCGAUGCGCAGCACCGCCUCAGUCGGGAUCUGGUGCGGUCGGCGCGCGAGGCCACGGUCUUCGCGUGCAAGGUCGUCCGGGGGGCCUACCUCGAGCAGGAGUCCCGCCUGGCCGGCCACCGGGGCCAGCCGACUCCCACCCAUCCGACCAUCGAGUCCACCCAUCAGCACUAUGAUGCGGUGGUCCAGCAGCUGCUGGAAACCAAGGCCGCCCGGCGGGGGUUGGUCGCGCUGGCCGCCGGCCCCGGGGGCGGCCCGGUGCCGGAUCCGGCAUCCGAUGCCACCCUGUUGGCCCUGCGCCGGUAUCCGGAGGUGGAGUUCAUGGUUGCCUCGCACAAUGAGGCGUCCAUCCACCGGACGGCCGACCUGAUGCAGCGUCUGGGCAUUUCCGGAGCGCCGAACCUGGCCGCGGGGGAUGCUCAUGCGGCGGCGGCGGCGGCGGCGGCGGCGGCGGCAGCGGCAGCCGAUGACACCAGCCCGGAGGCAGUCAUGCGACGGAAGGAGCUUCUCAAUGGCCCACACACCGGCGUCUACUUUGGCCAGCUUCUUGGCAUGUGUGAUCACAUCUCCUUCACGCUCGGAGCUGAGGGCUAUGCCAUCUACAAGUACGUGCCCUAUGGGCCCAUUCGCUUGGUGCUGCCGUACUUGAUCCGCCGGGCCCAGGAGAAUACCGGCAUGAUCGGGUCCUCCAGCGCCAAGGAGCUGCGUCUCUGGCGCUCGGAGCUCCUGAACCGCGGAGCCCGGCUUCUUGGACUGUCGCCCAAGUAG